Messenger RNA from Salvelinus fontinalis (brook trout), 5452 nucleotides. RefSeq names its product retinoic acid receptor RXR-alpha-A-like. The record is from RefSeq and is a predicted model, not a curated record. Gene Ontology annotation, cellular component: RNA polymerase II transcription regulator complex; nucleus. NCBI's taxonomy places the organism in Eukaryota, Metazoa, Chordata, Actinopteri, Salmoniformes, Salmonidae. Bases 252 to 1904 code for a protein of 550 amino acids. The transcript is spliced from 12 exons. Gene Ontology annotation, biological process: cell differentiation; retinoic acid receptor signaling pathway; negative regulation of transcription by RNA polymerase II. Gene Ontology annotation, molecular function: nuclear steroid receptor activity; nuclear receptor activity; retinoic acid-responsive element binding.
CCCUUUUGCAGUGCGGAUCCAGUAGUUGGAGUUCUAACUAAAAAGAGAGGAGCGCAAGGAGUGAGCGCAGCUGAGUGAGCAAACAGAAGUAGAAACAUUAGGUGAAUUUUGACACAAACGAACGUCGUUUUUGAAAGACUGUCACUUUUACUGCCCUGGAUCCAUCUUUCCAGCCUUGUAGAAUAACGCCCUUGUUUCCCGCCUGAAAACUCACACGGUCGUGUCAGCUGGCAUGAGCUAACCCACCAGACAUGGAAACCAAACCUUUCUUGUCAUUGGGGUUCCUGAAGCCCCAGUGCUCGCUGGCUCCGCCUCCCCAGCGAGGACGCUCGGGGGAGGCCUGCUCCUGUUUCACCGGCAUGUGUCACCUCCACCAGCGCCGGAUAUCUACAGGUAACGCUCAACGCCAUCUCCACAUCCCAUCGCCAUCUGCCCCGUCAUGGCAGACUCAGCACCUGGGAAGACACCUGUAUGAAAUAAAUUCAUCAGGCCAGGUGACCUCGUCUCCCCUGGGCUCUCCCACGUCCCACCGGGGCAUGCACCCAUCCCUGCUCAGCCCGUCCUCCAUGGGGCCCUCGGGCUCCCUGCACUCUCCCAUCAGCAACCUGAGUUCUCCCAUGAACGGCCUGGGCUCGCCAUUCUCUGUCAUCAGCUCCCCCAUGGGCCCACACUCCAUGUCCUCGCCCGGCAUGGGCUACGGCCCCAGUGUCAGCCCCCAGCUGAACUCCCCGAUGAACUCGGUCAGCAGCUCGGAGGACAUCAAGCCCCCGCUGGGUCUCAACGGGGUGAUGAAGGUGCCCGCCCAGCCCUCACAAGGGUGCAUGCCCCUCUCCCUCACCAAACACAUCUGUGCCAUCUGCGGGGACCGCUCGUCAGGUAAACACUAUGGAGUGUACAGCUGUGAGGGCUGUAAAGGCUUCUUCAAGAGGACAGUGAGGAAGGACCUGACCUACACCUGCCGAGACAACAAGGACUGUCUGAUCGACAAGCGCCAGCGCAACCGCUGCCAGUACUGUCGCUACCAGAAGUGUCUGGCCUGUGGAAUGAAGAGAGAAGUUUUGUUACACACAGCCGUCCAGGAGGAGCGCCAGCGGGCCAAAGAGCGCAGUGAGAACGAGGUGGAGUCCACCAGCAGCGUCAACGAGGACAUGCCCGUGGAGAAGGUCCUGGAGGCAGAGCUCGCUGUGGAACCCAAGACAGAGACCUACAUCGAGACCAACCUGGGCAUGCCAUCCAACUCGGAUGGGAGGUAUCCAGGGCUCUGCCACCUGAGGCCUAUCACUGAGAUGAACAAGCCCAACGACCCAGUGACUAACAUCUGCCAAGCAGCCGACAAGCAGCUCUUCACGCUGGUGGAGUGGGCCAAGAGGAUCCCCCACUUCUCUGAGUUGCCCCUGGAUGACCAGGUCAUCCUCCUACGAGCAGGGUGGAACGAGCUCCUCAUCGCAUCCUUCUCGCACCGUUCGAUAGCGGUGAAAGAUGGGAUCCUCCUGGCAACAGGUCUCCACGUCCAUCGUAACAGCGCCCACAGUGCUGGAGUGGGAGCCAUCUUUGACAGAGUGCUCACAGAACUGGUAUCCAAGAUGAGAGACAUGCAGAUGGACAAGACAGAGCUGGGUUGCCUUCGGGCUAUCGUCCUCUUCAACCCAGACUCUAAAGGCUUGUCUAACCCAGGCGAGGUGGAGGCUUUGAGAGAGAAGGUCUAUGCCUCUCUGGAGGCCUACUGCAAACAGAAAUACCCAGAUCAGCCUGGCAGGUUUGCCAAGCUGUUGCUGCGGUUACCAGCCCUGCGCUCCAUUGGUCUGAAGUGUCUGGAGCACCUGUUCUUUUUCAAGCUCAUCGGGGACACGCCCAUUGACACCUUCCUCAUGGAGAUGCUAGAGGCGCCCCACCAAAUGACAUAACUGCAGGCGGUGCGUCACCCGUGUUCCCCCCGCCCCCUCCACCCCUAACCCGCUGGACAGCGAGAGUGGUCCUGCAAACCAUUCCCCCUUGAGAGACUGACGUGUCUCCUCCCUUUCUACCCUCUUUGAUGUGUUUCAAAAAACAAGUUCAAUGUAUAUGGGUCUGUUUUAUAUAUUGUACAAAUAUAUAAAUAUAAAUAUAUAUAUAACUCAUGAGAGACAACGAUGGACUGGAGAUGAAACGGACCGAGGAGAAAAUAAGUGUUUGAGCCAUUGUUUUGUAAGGUGAAACAACAGCAGAGUAGACCAGGUGUAACAUGUAGCUGUCUGCAGGUGUAUCUCUAACAGUGCCGUCAUUGGAUGCACAGCAGCGUAGUAAUUGGGACAAUCGUGUUUUGGACUUGUUGAAAAGAGGUGGGGCUGCAUGGACUGUCCCUGGCUCUGAUUGGAGCCGUCUCACUUUUCGAACUAACUUAAUGUUCUGUGUGCAGAGGGGAGGAGCCAGGACCGGUCUUGUCUGGUCCAAUCCGGUCAAGUCUUGUCCGAUACAGUCCGGACUGGUCCGGUUGGGUCUGUUUUGAGGUGUAUUGUAGAAAAGGACUCAGAGGUGAGAACAUGUAGACGAUCGGUGCUCCACUCAGGUCUCUGAACCCAAACUCAGCCGUUUCUCCACAUCUCCUUAUUCUAUUAGCACUGUGUGAACAUGAGAGGAGAGACGCUACAUCGCUACAUCGGUCCAGUGUUCAGAGACUCAUAUAGCUCAUAUAGACUGAUUGGAGUGAAAGCCUGCAGUGUGGCCUCUUAGGACCAGAGCUGGAUGACCUCCAUGUGGCGUGACUGUCUGCACAGAGAAGCUUCUCUCUGGAACUACUCAUUCUGGUGUACUGGACUGACGUUAGGCACAGUGUGUAUCUGGAGUCACCCUGACAUAGGCCCUAUACUACAUGUCAUUACUGUGUGCUCUGGAAGGUUGCCACAGGAAGGAAAGCAAACAGAUAUAUGUUCUCGUACUACAAUUAUUUGUCCUGUUUCCUGUCUGAGUUAAGGUCACCACAAAAUGAAGAAGAAAUAGACAGAUUAUUUGACUGAACUGUACUGUAAGGAAAUAGUGUCCGCUGAUCUGAACUAAGUGCUUUUUAAAGUGAUGCCAUGUCUUUGUCAUGUCUCCCUCCACCUCUGAGACCUUUUGUUCCACUCUUCUGUGAAUUUCAACACAAAAUUAUUGACCUUCACACAGCAACCAAGCCUGCUGUUCCUCACAGUGUAACCUAGCUUUAGAAGGUUUUUGACCUGUACUGGACAUUACAACCACACACACAGUUUUGAUGGUAUAUGUUUAAUUAUUAAUUUGCAAAACAAUUUGAAAUGACCUGUUUUCACCCCAGCCCUGCUUCAAUACAGUCAUGUUUAUGGCUCGAUGUACUCUUAUUGCUUGGCACUUAACCUCAGUAUUGUGGAGCUCAUGCUGCUCCAUUGCAAGCUCACCUCUGGGGCAGCCAGAUCAGGCUGAGGCCCAGGCCAUCCAUCCAUCCACUCUGACUGGAGGAUGUGGGCCUGGUGAAGAGACAGAGACUGUUGACUGCUCUGCUGCCCAGCCUCCCCUCACCCUCAGAGGGAUCCAUAGCCUGCACUUCUGUGGACAACACAGUUUCAUUUAAGUCAAAUUGAAAUGUUAAAUAUGUAACGUUAUGUAUAAAUCUGCUAUAUGCCCAUAUUGCGCUUUUUUUCUUUCUAUGCUGCAGCUGCUGCAUAACUAUGCAUCUAGUGUUUUUCUUCUCCAAAGAUUGUCCAUGGAGUGGUUUCGUUGUUAUUAUAAAGGGGUGGUUAAACCCUGUCCUGUAGGACAGCAGACUGCUUUGGAUUUCAAUCAACUUUAUCAGAGAUCCAGGAGCGAGUUUGGCAGUCCACAUUAUGAUAGCAGACUAGGGAGAGCCACAGAGAAAUAUAAUAGAACAUUUGCUUUGCGAUAGAUAGAGGGUUUGACCAGCGAGAAUAGAGAAUUUGGUGACUAUGGGAGAGCUGUGACUUCCCCCUAGUGGAAGAGAUGCAGCACUGCAACAUUACUUGAAUUUUGUACAAGUAUUUAACCAGAAAUGGCACUUUUUCAUGACAUUAUCAAUGUUCAUUUUUGUCUUUGGUCAGUCAAAACCUCAACGUGUUUGCUCGCAGAAAGAUUGAAUGAAUAACAAUAACCUCAGCAGGAUUGAUUGACACGUCCUUCAAAUCUAGCUCGUGUAUUUAGGUGAGGUGAAUGCAUUUUCAUUAGGUCAUAUUUUAAACUAUUUAGGGGAAGGAGAAGAUUUGUGUUUAGACCAAUUCUGUCUGAACAGUAUUUUUAUUGACACGAAUUGUAAUUGUCAAAAAACAAAUGAAUUGGCUCAUUGUUCAAAUGAUACCAAUUUAAGCACUAGUAAAAGUAAUUAUCUGGAAAUUGAAUUCUCUGGAACAUGAGUAGGUCAAAUCAAACAUUUCAGAAAAAUAACCACAUGCAUUUUGAUAAUUCAUUUAUUUGCAAACAAGUUUGUCCAACAUUUUAGAAGUACACCUGCUCACUUGUCUGAUGUCUCCUAUUCUCUGCUUGAUCAGGUUAAUGUGAUUCAAGACCCCAGGUGUAUACUGUACGUUAAAGCCAUACGCAGAUGUGCAAGCUCGCUCACUCCUGCAGGGAAUGGACAGAGAAGGGUCCUCUGGACUGAUACAGAAAUGAUUACUUAGAUAGAAUGAAUAGCUACGGAAAAUGCUUUAUAUACCAUAAAGCUAUAUUUUGUCUAUAUGUGUAUAUAUUUAUAAAUAUCUAUAAAUCCGUUCCGUGUUUCCAGUUAAUUUAGAGCAACAGGGAGACAAGUAGUUCAGUUAAAACUAUCUGAGCCGGGCCUGAUUCCAGUGUUACACUCAAUAGUUUUUGGUGUUUGUAAAAAAAAAAAUGAUGUGCUUUUUACAUUGACCUCGAUUCUCUAAAAGCAAGUCUUCAAUCAACCAGCAUAAUACAAGGACCGCUAAGCCCUAACCCUCACCAGCUAACAGCUGUUCUAUAUGGGACCUGAAAACAGCAACAACAAAACACGGGUUAUUACACACAAAAGACAUGAAGCCCUCCAAAAUCUAUUUAUUGCUUAGCAACUUGUAUGUUCAACAACGUUAUCAGGAAACGCUGAGCUCAUGACACAAUCACAGAUUUCUUUGUCGAAUUCAGCAAAUGUCAAGAAAAAACCCACUUCUUGACAUAUAUUUUUGUAUAAAGGUAAUUUUAUCCCUUGCUUAUGUACUCUGUACCUGCCAUUUUCCUCCUGUGGGCUGUUGUAUACAUUGUUUGUGUAAAUGUUGAUUUAAAAUGGGGAUGAUAAAAAAGUGAGAAGAGUGGUUGCAGUGACACCCUGGUAACUGUCGCCUAUACUUUGCCUUUUCUGGCCUACCGAUACAAGAUGAGAUUGUCCUCUCAUUACAUUUCUGUCUAUUUUUAACGAGUUGGAAAACGUCAUCUGUUCUUUGUGGGUUAUUCUAUCUUUCAUGGAAAGACAAAAAGAUUAUUAAAAAAAUCUAAAAGUAAA